This is a messenger RNA of Capsicum annuum, 1367 nucleotides long. Its product is annotated as protease HtpX homolog. NCBI's taxonomy places the organism in Eukaryota, Viridiplantae, Streptophyta, Magnoliopsida, Solanales, Solanaceae. Gene Ontology annotation, cellular component: endoplasmic reticulum membrane. Bases 143 to 1111 code for a protein of 322 amino acids. The record is from RefSeq and is a predicted model, not a curated record. Gene Ontology annotation, molecular function: metalloendopeptidase activity. The transcript has 9 exons. Gene Ontology annotation, biological process: CAAX-box protein processing.
AACAUUAAAACACUGUUGGGGGACAAUGAAACGGCAGCAAAUGGUUACCAAGAAUAGUGUUGUGGUGAACAACAAAACUAGUAAUACCAUAUUACAGAAGAAGCCAAAAAUUGCUCUCUCUCUCUGUCUCAGCUAAUAUUCAAUGGCUUCUGUUCCUCCUCCCUACUUCUCCCCAUCAUCAGUUCUCAGUUGUAACACUAAACCUCGUAUUAUUAGUUCAGUUAGCAGUGGAUUCAAGAAUCAAAGAUUCAGCCUUUUUGUAUGUAGAGCUGCAGCAGCCUUUACUAAUCUUGAUGCUGACGAUUUUAGACACCCUCUUGACAGACAGAAUACAUUGCUUUUGAGAGCUAUACCUGGUCUCAAUGAUAUUGGAAAAGCCUUACUAGGGACUGUUUCAGAGCAAAUUAUGCUUCUGGAGAACAUAGGGACGUCAGUUCUUGUUUCAGAAAAUCAGCUCCCUGAACUUCAUCACUUAAUGGUUGAGGCUGCCAGAAUACUCAAUAUUGAGGCUCCUGACUUGUAUAUACGUCAAAGUCCUGUACCCAAUGCAUAUACCCUGGCUGUCAGCGGUAAAAAGCCUUUUGUAGUCAUUCAUACAAGCCUUGUCGAGCUGCUGAGUCGAAAGGAAUUGCAGGCUGUCUUGGCUCAUGAGUUAGGUCAUCUGAAAUGUGAUCAUGGUGUGUGGUUGACAUUUGCUAAUAUUCUCACUCUUGGGGCCUAUACUCUUCCUGGUGUUGGGGGCUUGAUUGCUGAUAGACUAGAAGAACAGCUCUUCCGCUGGCUUCGAGCAGCAGAACUCACAUGUGAUCGCGCAGCGCUUCUUGUUGCUCAAGAUCCAAAGGUGGUUGUUUCGGUACUAAUGAAAUUAGCUGGCGGCUGCCCAUCUCUAUCGGAUCAACUGAAUGUGGAUGCGUUCUUAGAGCAAGCUCGCUCUUAUGAGAAAGCGUCAUCAAGCCCAGUCGGGUGGUAUAUUAGAAAUGCUCAAACAAGGCAACUUUCACAUCCACUCCCUGUUUUACGUGCACGCGAGAUUGAUGAAUGGUCGAGAAGUCAAGAGUAUAGGUCUCUUCUUCAGCGCGCAAUACAGGUGAAUUCUGUGCAAAAAGGUUAACGCUGCAUGAGAAUGAAGAAUACAUGUAAAUAUACAGAUUGGGGCUGAGGAGCUGUUACUUUGGCAUUUGAAAAAGGGAGUGGUUCAACAGGUCCGGCUGAAUCACGAUUCAAGACUAUCAGCUCGAACCUUAUAUGUGUGUGUAUAUAUAUGUGAAAAUCAAGUACUGUAUGUUAAGAUAAAUGUAUAUUUCACUCCACACUCUCAUAUCAAACAUAGUGUCUUCUAAAUCUUCAAAACCACAACUAUUUUACAA